UGACACGACGAUCAGUUCGAUGCAAAGAGAUGUAGUAUGGUAGUUUAAUAUUGAUUUUCCUGAAAAACCAAGGAAAUUGCGGAAAAGUCCGGUAAAAAACGCUGGGAGUAACUCAUGUUCAGAAUGAGUUGGAUAUUGAAAGCAGGAGCUACCAUCGCUGUAGCUGGCGUUGCCAUGAUAAAUGCUGGUUUCUUCAAUCCCAGGAUUGCAAAAGCUACUUUACCAUACUUGUCCAAAAUCCAACUGAAAAUGUUAAAUGGAUCCGGCAGGGUAUUCACCGCAUCUGAGUUGUGGCAAAAGAAUGGUGCGGUGAUUAUGGUAGUACGAAGGCCUGGAUGAUCUUUGUGUAGAGAGGAGGCUUCACGGCUUUCCUCUUUAAAACCUGCACUGGAUCAAAAAGGUAUUCCUUUGUUUGGUGUGGUUCAUGAGACGAUUGGAGUGGAAGAGUUCAGAGAGUUUUUGAAAGGCGACAUUUAUCUUGAUUCUGAGAAAGAGUUUUAUGGUCCAGUUAAAAGAUGGGAAAAUGUUGUUGUAGGUCUCUUGCGAGUACAAACGUGGAUAAACUUUUUCCGAGCGCGAAAUGGUGGUUUCCAUGGCAACAUGAAUGGCGAGGGUCGCCUGAUGGGCGGACUAUUUGUACUCGGGGCCGCUGACCAGGGUGUAUUGUUCGAGUACCGGGAGAAGGCCUGGGGCGAUCAUGCCGCCCUUGAGGACGUCAUGGCUGCUGUUGAUAAAAUCAAAUCGUAGCUAAUAUUUGUGAUUUUUCUGGCUCUAUGAUUAGCUGCAAGCCAGGUUUCCAUUAAGUUGUAGCUUUUUUGAUCCGAUGUGAAGUUAGGUUUAAAUGUCUGAUGAUGCAAAGAUGAUUCGUAUACUGGCUGUAUCUACAACCAUUGCAAUGAUUUGGUAUUGUUUUAAUGAUGGUGCUUGACGAAGCUUUCAAUGUAAAGGUCUUGCACUUGAGGAAUACUUACGGCAAAGCCAUUCGUUGAGGUUGUACAAUACACAAUGCAACAAUUGGGAUAAUUAUAAUAGAGAUAAUUGUUUGAAGUACACAUAUUUUUCUAUUAAAUAUAAUAUAUUCAUAAAUCAAAA
Dendronephthya gigantea is the source of this 1092-nucleotide messenger RNA. Its product is annotated as peroxiredoxin-like 2A. The record is from RefSeq and is a predicted model, not a curated record. Lineage: Eukaryota; Metazoa; Cnidaria; Anthozoa; Malacalcyonacea; Nephtheidae. The transcript is spliced from 5 exons.